UAUACAUCCCCACGCCACACCGACCCCUCAAUUUCUCGCAGACACGAUUUGCGAAGCUCCCUGCUAUCUUCAUCCUGCCGAUAUAUACAUACACAAAAUUAAGAAAAAAGGAGAAGCAAAGAUGUUCGGCAGAGCACCAAAGAAGAGUAAUAACACCAAGUAUUACGAGCUCCUGGGAGUUUCCAAGAAUGCUUCACAGGACGAUCUCAAGAAGGCUUACCGUAAAUCCGCCAUCAAGAACCACCCCGAUAAAGGCGGCGACCCCGAAAAGUUCAAAGAGAUUGCCCAAGCAUAUGAAGUCUUGAGUGACCCGGAGAAGCGUGAAAUCUAUGAUCAAUACGGUGAGGAUGCUCUCAAGGAAGGAAUGGGAAGUGGAGGUGGCGGUGGCCACAACCCGUUUGACAUCUUUGAAUCUCUUUUUGGCGGUAGUCCUUUCGGUGGUGCUGGCGGAAGCAGCAGAGGCCGAAGGCAAAGAAGGGGAGAAGAUGUUAUUCAACCUCUCAAGGUUUCACUUGAGGAUCUCUAUAAUGGUGCAUCGAAGAAACUUUCCCUUUCUCGUAAUGUGCUCUGCUCCAAGUGCAAGGGGAAAGGUUCUAAAUCAGGUGCUUCAAUGAAGUGCCGUGGCUGUCAAGGGUCUGGGAUGAAAGUUUCCGUCCGACAUCUUGGCCCAUCUAUGAUCCAGCAGAUGCAGCAUCCUUGCAAUGAAUGUAAGGGUACAGGUGAAACCAUUAGUGACAGAGACCGCUGCCCACAGUGCAAGGGUGAGAAGGUUGUGCAGGAGAAGAAGGUUUUGGAGGUCCAUGUGGAGAAAGGCAUGCAAAAUGGACAAAGGGUCACUUUUCCUGGCGAGGCUGAUGAAGCACCGGACACGGUUACAGGUGACAUUGUGUUUGUCGUACAACAGAAGGAGCACCCCAAGUUUAAGAGGAAGGGUGAUGAUCUAUUUGUUGAACACACCUUGACCCUGACCGAAGCACUAUGUGGCUUCCAAUUUAUCUUGACUCAUCUAGACAGUAGGCAGCUCCUCAUUAAAUCCCAGCCUGGAGAAGUUGUCAAACCUGAUCAAUUCAAGGCCAUUAAUGACGAAGGAAUGCCCAUGUACCAGAGGCCAUUCAUGAAAGGGAAAUUAUACGUUCAUUUCACUGUGGAUUUCCCUGAAUUCCUGCACCCAGAGCAAUGCAAAGCUAUCGAAACAGUGCUCCCUGCAAGGGCCGCAACCCAAAUUAGAGACAUGGAAUUGGAUGAAUGUGAGGAGACUACUUUACAUGACGUUAACAUUGAAGAAGAGAUGCGUAGGAAGCAGCAAGCUGCCCAAGAGGCAUACGAGGAAGACGACGAUGAUAUGCAUGGUGGCGCUCAGAGGGUUCAGUGUGCCCAGCAGUGAUGUAAUAUUGAUGUGAUCCAUGCUUUUUCCAAGUUAGGGGAGGCUAAUAUUUGCUGCAAUACUGGUAUUCGAUUAUAGUAUUAUGAUUUAUACUGUUAAUGUUCUGAAAAUUUUAUUUGACAUGCUUUGUUAUUGUAUAAUAGAGAACACAGAUAUUUUAAGUAUACUUGAAAAAAUACAAGUCACAACUUGCAAUA
Olea europaea var. sylvestris is the source of this 1581-nucleotide messenger RNA. Its product is annotated as dnaJ protein homolog. The record is from RefSeq and is a predicted model, not a curated record. The transcript is spliced from 7 exons. Bases 122 to 1384 code for a protein of 420 amino acids. Gene Ontology annotation, cellular component: cytoplasm; cytosol. Lineage: Eukaryota; Viridiplantae; Streptophyta; Magnoliopsida; Lamiales; Oleaceae. Gene Ontology annotation, biological process: response to heat; protein refolding. Gene Ontology annotation, molecular function: ATP binding; Hsp70 protein binding.